Rhincodon typus (whale shark) is the source of this 614-nucleotide messenger RNA. It is a transcript of the gene anapc10, whose product is annotated as anaphase promoting complex subunit 10. Bases 26 to 583 code for a protein of 185 amino acids. Gene Ontology annotation, cellular component: anaphase-promoting complex. Gene Ontology annotation, biological process: anaphase-promoting complex-dependent catabolic process; protein K11-linked ubiquitination. The record is from RefSeq and is a predicted model, not a curated record. The transcript is spliced from 4 exons. Lineage: Eukaryota; Metazoa; Chordata; Chondrichthyes; Orectolobiformes; Rhincodontidae.
UUUUGCAGAUCAAGAAUAAAAAAUAAUGACCACCCCAAGUAAAACUCCACCUGGAGAAGAUCCAAAACAGUUGGAAAGAACUGGCACAGUGCGUGAGAUAGGCUCACAGGCUGUUUGGUCCCUAUCUUCUUGUAAACCAGGAUUUGGUGUGGAUCAGUUACGUGAUGAUAACCUGGAAACAUAUUGGCAGUCAGAUGGAUCUCAGCCUCAUCUUGUUAACAUUCAGUUCAGACGGAAAACAACUGUGAAAACCCUAUGUAUUUAUGCAGACUACAAAUCAGAUGAAAGCUAUACUCCAAGCAAGGUCUCUGUCAGAGUGGGAAACAACUUUCAUGACCUUAAAGAAAUGCGGCAACUGGAACUGGUAGAGCCAAGUGGAUGGAUUCAUGUUCCACUCACUGAUGUCAACAAGAAGCCAAUCCGUACGUUUAUGAUACAGAUUGCUGUACUAGCAAAUCAUCAGAAUGGAAGAGACACUCACAUGAGACAAAUUAAAGUCUAUACACCAGUGGAAGAAAGUUCAAUCGGUAAAUUUCCGCGAUGUACCACUAUAGACUUUAUGAUGUAUCGCUGCAUUAGAUGACUGAAUAUUAAAGGAAAUGUUUUGAAAUAUU